CCAGCGUCCCCAGCGGGGACCGGGACCGGCCGCACCCCGAGCUCCCGGAACCCCGAGGAGCCCGGCAGAGCCCGACGGACCGGCGGCCGCGAUGCCGGACGAGCUGACGGAGCCCGGGCGCGCCACGCCGGCCCGCGCCUCCUCCUUCCUCAUAGAGAACCUGCUGGCAGCCGAGGCCAAGGGCACUGGGCGCGCGGCCCAGGGCGGCGGCGGCCGCGAGGACGAGGAGGACGACGACGACGACCCUGAGGACGAGGACGCGGAGCAGGCGCGGCGGCGGCGGCGGCGGCUGCAGCGGCGGAGACAGCUGCGCGCGGGCUCCGGGCCGAGCGGGGACGCCCGGGCCCGGGCGCUGCUUGGGCCGGGCGCGCUGGGCCUCGGUCCCCGGCCGCACCCGGGUCCCGGGCCGCCCUACGCUCUGGGCUGCGGAGGCGCCACGCGCUGGUACUCGCGGUCGCACGGAGGCUACGGAGGCGGCCUCAGCCCUGACACCAGCGACCGGGACUCUCCGGAGACGGGCGAGGAGAUGGGCCGCGCAGAGGGCGCCUGGCCGCGGGGCCCCGGGCCGGGAGCGGUGCAGCGGGAGGCGGCGGAGCUGGCGGUGAGCGGCCCGGCAGCCGGCGCGGAGGAGGAGGCGGCGGAGCUGGCCGAGGCCCGGGCGGCGGCGGCGGCGGCGGGGGGGGCGCGCGGCGGCGGCCGCAAGAAGAAGACGCGCACGGUCUUCUCGCGCAGCCAGGUCUUCCAGCUCGAGUCCACCUUCGACCUGAAGCGCUACCUGAGCAGCGCCGAGCGCGCCGGCCUGGCCGCCUCCCUGCAGCUCACCGAGACGCAGGUCAAGAUCUGGUUCCAGAACCGCCGCAACAAGUGGAAGCGGCAGCUGGCGGCCGAGCUGGAGGCGGCCAGCCUGUCCCCGCCGGGCGCGCAGCGCCUGGCCCGCGUGCCGGCGCUCUACCACGAAAGCCCCCCGGCCGCCGCCGGAGCUCCCGCCGCGCUGCCCUUCCCGCUGGCGCCCGCCGCGCCCGCACCGCCCCCGCCGCUGCUCGGCUUCUCCGGGGCCCUCGCCUACCCGCUGGCCGCCUUCCCAGCCGCCGCCUCCGUGCCCUUCCUGCGGGCGCAGAUGCCCGGCCUGGUGUGAGCCCCCGGCCGGCCGGGCCCACUCCCCGUGGCCAGCGGGGACU
Molecule: messenger RNA, 1178 nt
Organism: Physeter macrocephalus (sperm whale)
Lineage: Eukaryota; Metazoa; Chordata; Mammalia; Artiodactyla; Physeteridae
Gene: HMX1
Product: H6 family homeobox 1
Exons: 2
Coding region: 92-1135 (347 amino acids)
Biological process (GO): regulation of transcription by RNA polymerase II; negative regulation of DNA-templated transcription
Cellular component (GO): nucleus
Molecular function (GO): DNA-binding transcription factor activity, RNA polymerase II-specific; RNA polymerase II transcription regulatory region sequence-specific DNA binding
Source: RefSeq, a predicted model, not a curated record